AUGGACGUUAUGCAUCGGGAUAGCGGGUUCGAUCUCGAACAGGCCCGCCGCGGAGCAGAGCAGGAGCACAGCUUAAGCCUGGUCCAGGGAUUCAGGACGUAUAGGAAAGCCGUGGGGUGGUCGAUGCUAUUUUCGCUUGCGAUUGUUAUGGAAGGGUACGACACCACCCUGAUCCAGUCAUUCUUUGCCUUCCCCGAAUUCACGAGAAAGUACGGUGCGCCAGUGUAUCGCGCCGACCUCGAUGGCGUGGAUCGGUAUGAACUCUCUGCAGCCUGGCAGUCCGGUCUCAGCAACGGUGCAUACGUCGGUGAAAUAUUCGGGCUGUUCAUCACUGGUCUUGUCUCGGAGCGGAUGUCGUAUAGACGGAUUAUGGGAGCGGCGACGCUGGCCCUGGCGGCGGUUAUCUUCAUUUUGUUCUUCGCGCCGGACCUGCCGACGUUGCUUGCUGGGGAGAUCUUGUGCGGCGUACCCUGGGGUGUGUUCCAGACGGUGACGACGGCCUAUGCGGCCGAAGUAUGCCCUGUUGCCCUCAGGGGGUAUCUCACUACGUAUGUGAACCUGUGCUGGGUGAUAGGCCAGUUGAUUGCCACGGGGGUGCUAAGAGCCUGUCUGCAUCUCGAGGGCGAGUGGAGCUAUCGCAUCCCCUUUGCGUUGCAAUGGGUAUGGCUCCCCUUCAUCCUGGUCUCUGUAUGGUUUGGCCCUGAAUCGCCGUGGUGGUUAGUGCGGCGAGGGCGAAACGACGAGGCCAGACAAGUGCUCGCUCGUCUGUAUAGAGCCACUACCCCAGUCGACGAGAAGGAAGCAGAUGUCGCCCUCGAAAAUACCCUCGCACUCAUGCUCUACACCUGCGAAAUGGAAAAAGUCUCGUUGUCUUCGUCCACGUCCUUCCUCGACUGCUUCCGCUCCAAAUCCAACCGCCGCCGUACAGAAAUCACCUGUAUCGCAUGGGCCAUCCAAGCCCUCUGCGGCUCCUCCUUCAUGGGGUACUCGACAUACUUCUACCAACAAGCCGGCCUGGAUGUAUCACAGUCCUUCAACAUGUCAUUAGGCCAAUACGCGUUCGGCGUCGUAGGCACAAUCCUCUCGUGGAUAAUGAUGAGCCGGUUCGGGCGUCGCUCGCUAUACGUGGGCGGGUUAUUCGCAUUGGCUCUGAUUCUCUUCUCUGUGGGGUUUGCGUCGCUCUCAAAUUCAACGGCUACAGGGUGGGCAAUUGGGAGUCUUUUGCUUGUGUUUACGUUCGUGUAUGACUGCACCAUCGGGCCCGUGUGCUAUUCUAUUGUUGCGGAGAUGCCGUCAACGCAGCUGCGUGCACGGACGAUUGUGCUGGCGCGGAAUGUCUAUAAUAUGUUUAUGAUUGUCAAUGGGGUGAUUGUACCAAGGAUGCUGAAUCCCACGGCUUGGGACUGGAGAGGGAGGACGGGCUUUUUCUGGGCUGGUAUUACGCUUGUGCUGUUUGUUUGGACGUAUUUCAGGCUGCCCGAGUCCAAGGGGAGGACGUUCGCAGAGAUGGAUAUCUUGUUUGAGAAAGGAAUUGCGGCUAGGAAGUUCAAGGGUACGGUGGUUAGUAUUGGCCAGGACUAG
Messenger RNA from Aspergillus puulaauensis, 1581 nucleotides. RefSeq lists its product as uncharacterized. The record is from RefSeq and is a predicted model, not a curated record. NCBI's taxonomy places the organism in Eukaryota, Fungi, Ascomycota, Eurotiomycetes, Eurotiales, Aspergillaceae. Gene Ontology annotation, cellular component: membrane. The coding region runs from base 1 to 1581 and encodes 526 amino acids. The transcript has a single exon. Gene Ontology annotation, biological process: carbohydrate transport; transmembrane transport. Gene Ontology annotation, molecular function: carbohydrate:proton symporter activity.